CAGUGCUCCUCUUUUUUUGACCACAAGAUCAGCAGGAGCCGAGGAUAUAGAAAUAACAGACGUGUCACGCGCUCAUUCCUCCGGGUUCCAAGGAUUCAACGAACGACUCUCUCUCAGGUACCAGCCAUCUCUCAGCUUCGGUUCUCACCAAUUCUCAUUCUCGUCUCCCUCUCUGGCAAUGACUUCGGAUCUGCUUCGGAUCUCUCUUUAUCCUCCUCGGAACCUCUGUUUCAGCUACGAUUCAAAGUCUAAUGUUCAUGGAUUCAGCUUCAGUUCUCUUCCACAACGACGCCGUUCUCAGCGUCUCUGGAAAGUCUCCGGUAGAAGAGCGCCUAAUUUUAAUUUUAUUUUCUCGAAGGCCAUUGAUAUUAGAGCUCCGGUGAAAAGCACGCCUUUGACGGAGGAGCAACGGCCGCGGGGCGACUCGCCGUUGCUUCUCGAUGUCACUGGGAUGGUGUGCGGAGCCUGCGUUGCGCGAGUCAAAUCUGUGCUGUCCGCCGAUGAGCGUGUCGAAUCGGCGGUGGUCAACAUGCUGACGGAGACGGCGGCGGUCCGGAUAAGGCCGGAUGUUGUGGAGGAGACCGUGGGGGAGAGCUUAGCGAGGAGGUUGACAGAGUGUGGAUUUCCGACGACGGAGAGGGUUUCGGGGACGGGAGUUGAGGAGAAUGUAAAGAAGUGGAGGGAGAUGGGGGAGAAGAAGGAGGCGUUGCUUGUGAAGAGUCGGAAUCGGGUGGCUGUUGCUUGGACUUUGGUGGCGUUGUGCUGUGGAUCGCAUGCUUCGCACAUUUUGCAUUCUCUCGGGAUUCAUGUUGAUCAUGGGUCAUUUUGGGAGCUACUUCAUAAUUCAUAUGUGAAAGGUGGAUUGGCUUUGGGUGCUCUCCUGGGACCCGGACGAGAGCUACUUUUUGAUGGUCUGAGGGCAUUCUCAAAGGGAUCACCAAAUAUGAAUUCUCUUGUAGGAUUUGGAUCUGUUGCUGCAUUUGGCAUAAGUGUGGUCUCACUUCUUAACCCCGGGCUUCAAUGGGAUGCAUCAUUCUUUGAUGAACCGGUCAUGCUUCUUGGUUUUGUGCUCCUUGGACGUUCUCUUGAAGAGAAGGCGAGGAUCAGGGCAUCUAGCGAUAUGAAUAAACUUUUAUCUCUGAUAUCCACUCGGUCACGGCUUGUGAUUACUUCGUCAGAAAGUGACUCCUCUACUGAUAGUGUACUUUGCUCUGAUGCAAUGUGCAUUGAAGUCCCAACUGAUGAUAUUCGAGUUGGGGACUCAGUGUUGGUUUUGCCUGGAGAAACAAUACCUGUAGAUGGAAGAGUUCUUGCUGGAAGAAGUGUUGUGGACGAGUCCAUGCUUACAGGAGAAUCACUUCCCGUAUUUAAGGAAGAGGGUUUUGUGGUCUCUGCUGGAACAAUAAACUGGGGUGGUCCUUUAAGGAUUGAAGCCUCUUCAAACGGCUCCAACUCCACAAUAUCUAAGAUCGUUUCCAUGGUUGAGGAUGCUCAAGGCCGUGCAGCACCCAUACAAAGGCUUGCAGAUUCAAUUGCUGGACCAUUUGUCUAUAUUGUGAUGACUUUAUCAGCAGCAACUUUUACCUUUUGGUACUACCUAGGCACACACAUCUUUCCAGAUGUCUUGUUCAAUGAUAUUGCUGGACCAGAUGGAAAUCCUUUGCUUUUGAGCUUGAAACUUUCUGUGGAUGUCUUGGUGGUCUCCUGUCCAUGCGCACUGGGGCUUGCCACACCUACUGCAAUCUUAGUUGGCACCUCUCUCGGAGCUAAACAAGGACUUCUUAUAAGAGGAGGAGACGUACUAGAACGUUUGGCCAGUGUUGACCAUGUCGCUUUUGACAAGACUGGAACUCUUACAAAAGGAAAACCAGCUGUUUCUGCUGUGGCAUCUUUGGCUUAUGAAGAACAAGAAAUUCUCCGCAUUGCUGCUGCUGUGGAGAAAACAGCAGUGCAUCCAAUUGCAAAGGCUAUUGUAAAUAAAGCAGAAUCGUUGAAUUUGACCAUCCCAAUCACAACAGCGCAAUUAGUAGAACCAGGUUUCGGCUCCUUGGCAGAAGUAGAUGGGCGUUUGGUCGCUGUGGGUUCAUUGGAAUGGGUUCAAGAUCGCUUUCAAAGGAGAACAAACCACUCUGAUCUAAUGAAUUUAGAAAAUGCCAUGAUGCAUCAUUUAUCAAAUGAAGUAUCUUUGUCAAACCAUUCCCGAACAGUUGUUUAUGUUGGACGUGAAGGAGAUGGUGUGAUUGGUGCUAUUGCAGUAUGUGACAGUUUACGCCAUGACGCCAAAUCUGCUGUAACCAGGCUUCAGGAGAAAGGAAUCAAAACCAUCCUCUUGUCAGGGGACAGGGAAGAGGCAGUUGCAACUAUAGCAAAGACUGUUGGAAUAGAAAGUGAAUUUAUAAACUCAUCCUUGACUCCUCAGCAGAAAUCUGGUGUCAUAAAAUCUCUCCAAACUGCAGGACAUCGUGUUGCAAUGGUAGGUGAUGGCAUAAAUGAUGCACCCUCUUUAGCUCUUGCCGAUGUUGGGAUAGCUUUGCAAGUUGAAUCACAGCAAAGCGCAGCAUCUGAUGCAGCAUCCAUUAUACUUCUUGGAAAUAAAAUCUCACAAGUGGCAGAUGCAUUAGAUCUCGCACAAGCCACAAUGUCAAAAGUCUAUCAAAAUUUGUCAUGGGCAGUUGCAUAUAAUGUGGUCGCAGUCCCCAUUGCUGCCGGGGUACUACUUCCCCGCUUUGAUCUUGCCAUGACGCCUUCCCUUGCAGGUGGGUUGAUGGCUCUGAGUUCAAUAUUCGUAGUGACCAACUCGGUGCUUCUGCAGCUUCAUGGGUCUGACAAGAACAGGAAAAGCUAGCUCUAGCUCUAGCUCUAGCUCUGCUCACAAACCCAAGUCCCUGUCAGGUCAAGUCCGAAAAUUCCAGGUGAGUUUCCUUCUGUGACGGUAUAUGUAUGAGUGAAUAUCAGUGGAAGAAUCAAAGACAAAAACCAGUGAAUUAUGAAAAAACAAACGAAUGUGUCAUGCUGUUGUAUUUCCUUUCCUUUUUUGUUUCUUUAUCCAUGCGUAUUAACUUAAACCGUAAUAAUACAAGUGUCGGCCUAGUCCCACCGCUGGGCCAAGUGGGGAAGUGUUGCGCCUGAA
Molecule: messenger RNA, 3130 nt
Organism: Vitis riparia (riverbank grape)
Lineage: Eukaryota; Viridiplantae; Streptophyta; Magnoliopsida; Vitales; Vitaceae
Product: copper-transporting ATPase PAA2, chloroplastic
Exons: 17
Coding region: 179-2845 (888 amino acids)
Biological process (GO): copper ion homeostasis; monoatomic cation transport
Cellular component (GO): membrane
Molecular function (GO): ATP binding; copper ion binding; ATP hydrolysis activity
Source: RefSeq, a predicted model, not a curated record